This is a messenger RNA of Sesamum indicum (sesame), 1540 nucleotides long. RefSeq names its product SUMO-activating enzyme subunit 1B-1. Gene Ontology annotation, cellular component: SUMO activating enzyme complex; cytoplasm. Gene Ontology annotation, biological process: protein sumoylation. Gene Ontology annotation, molecular function: SUMO activating enzyme activity. NCBI's taxonomy places the organism in Eukaryota, Viridiplantae, Streptophyta, Magnoliopsida, Lamiales, Pedaliaceae. The record is from RefSeq and is a predicted model, not a curated record.
ACGCUUUUAGUUUUACUCGCGCACCAGUGUAUACAGUAUCAUUUCAGAAUUAGGGUUUUUGCACUUCCCAACUCUCUUUCUUUCUCUCUUGACGUGUGAAAGGGAAGAUUCGAAUCGAUUUUUGUAAUUUCAGGCUGCAAUUGGACAUGGAUGGAGAGGAAUUGACGGAGCAGGAAACUGCUCUUUAUGAUCGUCAAAUUCGUGUUUGGGGCGCCGAUGCUCAACGAAGGCUAAGCAAGUCUCAUAUACUCGUUAGCGGACUAAAAGGGACUGUAGUUGAGUUCUGCAAGAAUAUUGUUCUAGCAGGAGUAGGUAGUGUGACAUUAAACGAUGACCGACUAGUGACCGAGGAGUUGUUGUCGGCUAACUUUUUGGUUCCUCCCGAUGAAACUGUGUAUUCAGGGAAAUCUCUUGCUGAGCUCUGUUGUGACUCUUUGACAGAUUUUAAUCCCAUGGUUCGUGUUUCUGUUGAAAAAGGUGAAGUAUCCAAAUUUUCUGCCGACUUCUUUGACAAGUUUGAUGUUGUAGUUAUCAGUUCUUGCUCACUUUCAACAAAACAAUCAAUUAAUGAGAAGUGUCGCAAAUCGUUAAAGCGCAUUGCAUUUUAUACAGUGGAUUGCAGAGAUUCCUGUGGUGAAAUAUUUGUUGACUUGCAGAAUUACAUCUACACCAAGAAAAAAAAUGAUGAAGCAGUUGAAUGUCUUCUAGAGUAUUCAAGUUUUGAGGAAGCUGUAUCUGUCCCGUGGAGAUCUCUUCCAAGGAGAGUUUCUAAGUUGUACUUAGCCAUGAGAGUGAUAGAGAAGUUUGAGGAGCUUGAAGGCCGCAUUCCUGGGGAAACAUCUGCCGCUGACUUGCCGAAGGUUCAGAAGCUGAGGAAGGAGCUUUGUGAGGCACAGUUGCUGGAUGAAUCUCAGAUUCCUGAUUCCCUCCUAGAGAGAUUGUCAGAAGGUAGAAGAGAAUUUCCACCUGUUUGUGCAGUCAUUGGGGGGAUCCUUGGACAGGAGGUUAUCAAAGCAAUAUCAGGCAAAGGAGAUCCUCUAAAAAAUUUCUUCUUCUUCGAUGCAAUGGAUGGAAAAGGCAUAAUAGAGGACAUAUUCAGACAAAAAUCCUAAGCCUAGGCUUGUUAUUUAUCAUCAUGAAGAUUGGAAUCCAGAUUCGAUGAUCCAUCAUGUUGGACAAAGGUAAAAAUCUUUGUUCGAUUUGCGACUGAUCCUCAGUGGAGAUCUUUCUAACAACUAUUUGAACAACUUCUAGUCUAGGCUGAAAUGUAGCUUUAGUACCCAUGAAUUAUUCCAAUACUUUCUGGUCAUUGGCGUAUGAUUCCAAAACUUCUGUAAUUCAAACUAAUUUCUCUUGGUUUUCAGAAAGUAAUGUAGCAUCAGUUUGAGGAUGAGUGAAAAAGAAAAGAGGAGGUAUGGUUUACAUGACUGAAAUACAACUUAUUUUUUUUACUGUUUUGUAAAUUAGAAUAUUAUCUGGGGAGAUACACUCCUAGCAGAGAUUCCAUUACCGUAAUAAAGAUGUUAAUGUCCUCAGUAAA